AUGUCAAAACCGGUCCUCGGUGAUCGACUAGCAAGGUGGUACCUCCGGUUUCAACAAUUUGAGAUCACAUACAUCCCUCAAAAGGCUGUAAAAGGACAGGCAUUGGCGGACUUCUUGGCGGAUCACCCGAUACCUGAUGAUUGGGAGCUAACCGAUGAACUUCCUGACGAAGAUGCAAUGGUCGUUGAAAUUCAAUCUCCGUGGAAAAUGUACUUUGAUGGUGCUGCACAACGUGAUGGAGCUGGUGCUGGUGUGGUGUUUGUUACUCCGCAGGGAGAAGUUCUACCAUACUCCUUUACUUUGACACAACGUUGCUCCAACAAUGUCGCUGAAUAUCAAGCACUAAUACUUGGACUUGAAAUGGCCGUCGACAUGAAGCGAUUCUGCGAUUCAAGAUGGCUUGGUGAUGUGACUCUUCAGCAUGUUCCUAGGAGGGAAAAUAAGAAAGCCGAUGCUUUAGCUGCUCUAGCUUCAGCGCUUACUCUGCCAGAUCAAACACAAGUGACUAUCUGUCAAAAAUGGGUAGUACCUCCGUCAAAUGAGGAUGAAGGCGCGGAAAGUGAGCUUGAGCAUCUCGUAGCUGUUUCUGAAGCUGCAAAGGAAGACUGGCGACAACCCAUCAUUGACUACUUAAGUUAUGGGAUACUGCCAGAAGACUCAAGAAGAAGAACUGAGAUUCGUCGUCGUGCACCUCGAUUCCUUUACUACAAGGAUACCUUAUAUAGAAGAUCUUUUGAGGGGAUACUCUUGCGAUGUUUGGGGGAGGAUGAAGCAGUCCAAGCUUUGCAAGAAGCACAUUCAGGAGUAUGUGGAUCACAUCAAUCUGGACCAAAGCUCCACUUCCACAUAAAAAGGAUGGGAUAUUAUUGGCCAACGAUGGUGAAAGAUUGCUUGGACUAUGCUCGAAGAUGCAAGGCUUGUCAGUUUCAUGCGAAUUUUAUACAUCAGCCGCCCGAAGCAUUACACCCGACCGUCGCAUCUUGGCCAUUUGACGCUUGGGGGUUGGAUGUCGUUGGUCCGUUGCCGAAAUCUUCUGGUGGACACUUGUACAUCUUGGCUGUAACCGAUUACUUCUCAAAAUGGGCCGAAGCUGUCGCUCUUAAAGAAGUGAAGAAGGAGAAUGUUGCGAACUUUAUCCGAGUAAAUAUCAUCUACCGCUUCGGCAUUCCUCGUUACAUAAUAACGGACAAUGGCAAGCCAUUUGAUAACAAAUUGAUGAACAAGAUUUGUGAUCUCUUCGGCUUCAAGCGAGCGUAA
Lycium ferocissimum is the source of this 1257-nucleotide messenger RNA. RefSeq lists its product as uncharacterized. Gene Ontology annotation, biological process: DNA integration. NCBI's taxonomy places the organism in Eukaryota, Viridiplantae, Streptophyta, Magnoliopsida, Solanales, Solanaceae. The record is from RefSeq and is a predicted model, not a curated record. The transcript has 2 exons. The coding region runs from base 1 to 1257 and encodes 418 amino acids. Gene Ontology annotation, molecular function: RNA-DNA hybrid ribonuclease activity; nucleic acid binding.